AGAUUUGAGUUCAAAUUGUGAUGUGAAAAAAUAAGCAGACUGCUCGACAUUAGAAGUUGUUGUGCCAUAAACUGCACUUUGUAAAAGUGAUGCGUGGGAAUUUUUCUUUCGAAGAGAGAAAUCUUUUGUACCCAGAGUAGAACAUUGGACCUUUUUUUGCAUCUCUCGACCCGGUUAGAGUCCUGGAUUUUAAUAACUUGGUGGUUUGUGUGGCAUAGAAACUGUACGAGGAAGUACCGCCCAUUUAAAGGGAGAAAACUGGACUUGAUCUUCACCACUAUCCACUGAUGCAGCUUGCUUUUUCAUGAACAAUACAAGUGCUUCUGUGGGGCAAGAUGAAUUGUGUAACAGAGAAGAGACUGAAGAUGAGCCAUGGUCUGUCACUUCUCUUGGGGGUUUUCCUCUGCAGUUUGUACCAGCUGACCAUCAGUGCCAGUCUGAAUGAGCCUUUGCCAAAGCCUCAGACUGGAGAGGAUUUUGGAGAUAGUUCAACAAAGGGGGUUGAGGAGGCUACAGUAGAGACCCAGGGGCUGGAGGGAUCUCGCACUGCAACACAUGAAGUAGAGCUCACAGAUCAAACAACAGCUGAGAUGCAUGUGGUAAAACAUCAGUCCAUCCCCACUGAAUCUCAUCUAUUGCCAACCACGAACCAGACUAUCGUGCAUUGCAUCUAUGUUUCUCCUGAGCCUCCACAGGAGACACCCAUGCCACCCUCAGCUCCUCCUGUCACAACCAUUAGUCAAGUUUCUCCUGGUGAUGCUCCACAUGUUAGGGGAGAAUUCCCUGCAGAUGUUUUUUCUGUUGAAGACCGUAGACGAGGCUGGGUGAUCCUCCACAUUUUUGGGAUGAUGUACAUGUUCGUGUCACUUAUAAUUGUGUGUGAUGAGUUCUUUGUUCCUGCGCUGAGGGUAAUCAUAGACAACCUAGUCAUCUCUAAUGACGUGGCAGGAGCCACCUUCAUGGCAGCUGGAAGAUCCACCCCUAAGUUUUUUGCCUACCUCAUAGGGGUCUUCAUCGCCCACAACAACGUGGGCAUUGGCUCGAUAGUUGGUUCAGCAGUUUUUAACAUUUUGUUUGUGAUUGGAAUGUGUGCUUUGUUUUCUCGGGAGGUAUUUCAUCUAACCUGGUGGCCACUUUUCAGAGAUUUAUCCUUCUAUAUAUUUCACAUCAUCUUACUCAUCAUCUUCUUCUUGGACAACAUCAUAAUGUGGUGGGAGAGCAUGAUGCUGCUGGCCGGUUACACUGUCUAUGUGAUUUUCAUGAAGUUUAAUGUGCAAAUAGAGCGGGCCUUCAAGACCCAACUGUACAAACACAAGAACAUUGUCAAAGUCAUUACUGUGGAGGAACCGGAGAAGGUGGACAUGUCUGCAAGAAAGGAUGGGUCAGGAGGCUCAGAAGACUCUGACAGUGAUGAGGAUAAAAACGAUAAAGACAGUGAUGAGUCUAGAAAAAAUGAAAAUGAUUGUGAGACCAAAGAGAAAGAGGAAGAAGUGGAGAAAAAGGAUAAGCCCCUGUCUUUAGAGUGGCCUGACACACGACGUAAUCAAGCCAUCUACCUCUUCCUGCUGCCCAUAGUCUUCCCUCUGUGGCUCACAGUUCCUGAUGUUCGCAACCAGAAAUCCAGAAAAUUCUUUGUGGUCACUUUCCUGGGCUCUAUUCUGUGGAUGGCUGUCUUCUCCUACCUCAUUGUGUGGUGGGCCCAUCAGGUCAGUGACAGCGGUGAAAUUUAGAGGUGACAUUUGCUUUGUUUUCUGAUUGUGCACACAGACACACACAAACACUGGUGUAAACUGGAAGGUAAGUUGACAUAAAUCCACUGUUGAAGGACCAAUAUUUUGCAUUGAAUCAAACUAUUUUUAGCCUUAAAUGAAAACAAAUGCUUUCACAAAGUUUUGAUAUCAAAUUAAGGUAUCCAUUUUUUCAACAGUAAUUCUGUUUGGUGUGAACACUCUUAUAGAUAGGUGAGACCAUUGGCAUCACACAUUAUAUGACCAUCCUGGCUGCGGGGGCGUCCAGUCUAGACCUCAUUACCAGUGUGAUUGUGGCACGUAAAGGCCUGGGGGACAUGGCAGUGUCCAGCUCUGUGGGCAGUAACAUCUUUGACAUCACUGUGGGUCUGCCAGUCCCGUGGCUCCUGUACUCAUCCGCCCACGGUCUGGCUCCAGUGGCCGUCAGCAGCAAUGGGCUCUUCUGUGCUAUCGUGCUCCUCUUCCUCAUGCUCCUCUUUGUCAUCAUCUC
Lates calcarifer (barramundi perch) is the source of this 2238-nucleotide messenger RNA. RefSeq names its product sodium/potassium/calcium exchanger 1. Gene Ontology annotation, cellular component: membrane. The coding region runs from base 336 to 1730 and encodes 464 amino acids. Gene Ontology annotation, biological process: long-term synaptic potentiation; calcium ion transmembrane transport; long-term synaptic depression. Gene Ontology annotation, molecular function: calcium channel activity; calcium, potassium:sodium antiporter activity. The transcript is spliced from 5 exons. The record is from RefSeq and is a predicted model, not a curated record. NCBI's taxonomy places the organism in Eukaryota, Metazoa, Chordata, Actinopteri, Centropomidae.